Molecule: messenger RNA, 2699 nt
Organism: Amphibalanus amphitrite
Lineage: Eukaryota; Metazoa; Arthropoda; Thecostraca; Balanomorpha; Balanidae
Product: endoplasmic reticulum resident protein 44-like
Exons: 10
Coding region: 218-1423 (401 amino acids)
Source: RefSeq, a predicted model, not a curated record
CGAGCAAAAUGUCGCUAGAUGCAGAGACGUUUCUCUUGACUUCUAAUUAGUAGCUUGAGAUUUCAUUUUGUACUGAUGUGAGGUAGCCUUUAACUUGACCCAAAUUUGUGCAUUUCGAUGUCGUGGCGGCUGGCUGUCAGUAACAUCAGUCGCAUCCGGUGCCGGCAUCAUUUUUUUCGCGUUAUCACGCAUACAAUACUUUCGAUUUAUACGCAAAAUGUUUAAUACUUUUCACAUCAUCAUCUUUCUGCCCCUGCUGGGACUGUUGAAAUUUGCAGCUGGUGGUGCCCUUCAGCUGACUGCAAACAACUUUGACAAAGUUGUAGGGUCCACAGAUCUGGUGUUGAUCAACUUCUACGCCGACUGGUGCCGCUUCAGCAACAUGCUGGAGCCCAUCUGGGACGAGGGCGCCGACCUGGUGGCCAAGAAACUCGACUCCAAACGCGUGCUCAUGGCCAAGGUGGACUGUGACAAGGAAGAUAAGCUGUCGUCUCGGUUUCACAUCACCAAGUAUCCGACACUGAAGCUGAUUCGGAAUGGCCACCCUGCCAAGAAGGAGUACCGCGGCCAGCGCAGCGCCGAGAGCUUCCUCAAGUUCCUCGAGGAGGAGAUCAGGGACCCUGUCAGAUUCAUCAACUCGACCGAUGACCUCAAGGAGGAGAAGAAGGGUCAGGUGAUCGGCUACUUUGAAAGCCCCAACUCGUACUCGUACCAGUCCUUCAUGAAGAUGGCCUCGUCGCUCAAAGACGAGUGUGUCAUCAUUGCCGGCUUUGGGCCCGAGUUCCGCGCGUUCAUGCCCGGCGGGGAGGACAUGGUGAUUGUGCGGAAACCGAGCUCGCUGGACGAUAUCGCCAUGCCGCCCGACGUGCCGGUGACCGACACGGCACGGCUCACCGACUGGGCACGACGCACCUGCGUCCCACUGGUGCGGGAGAUCACGUUCGAGAACGCCGAGGAGCUGACCGAGGAAGGCCUGCCGUUCCUCAUUCUUUUCCACCUGCCAGAGGAUACCGAGACGCCCAAACGCUUCCUGCGAGUCGUCGAAAAGGACCUGUACUCGGAGAAAGACGGUAUCCAGUUUCUAACGGCGGACGGGCUGACGUUCGCCCACCCUCUCCAUCACCUGGGCAAGUCGAAAAAGGACCUGCCGCUUAUCGCCAUCGACAGCUUCCGGCAUAUGUAUGUCUUCCCAGACAUCAAGGACAUGGAAGACCCGGUGAAAAUGAAGCAGUUUAUCGCCGACCUGCACUCUGGCAAACUGCACCGCGAGUUCCACUACGGGCCGCAGCAGCCGGCGGCGGCCGCGCCGGCCCCCACACGCGACCAGCCGAGCACGGCAGCGCCCACCUCGCCCCCGGAGUCUGUGUUCAAGAAGCUGGGCCCGUCGGGGAGCCGGUACAGCCUGCUCAAGGAUGAGCUGUGAUGGCUGCGGCCGCCGGGCCGGGCCGGUGCGCGCGAUGGACUGUCCGCCCCGCCGCUGUCGCCAGCUCACCGGCCCGGCGCCCGAGCAGCGACCCAGUGUAGCGGCGACACACUGCUAGCAAUCCAAUGUUGUUAUUUUUGUCAGAGCGAGAUUAUUGUGGGGUUGGCGUGAUACCACACCGGCAACUGAACUAGAACCUGGAAGGGGUGUGGACGAUGUGCGAGGUAGGUGUCCCUUGUUUAUUGAGUUUUAUGAUCUGCAACUAUUUAUACCCGGGAAUCUCACAGUUUCCCGAGCUCAGCGUAAUAUCGGUCCCGUUGCAUUCCAGUAGAAACGUCGGUCGGUGGCCUGCCGCGAUGUUGAGGCAUUGAAUGCACCUAGGUGACGAUGGAAACUGUUGUGGAAACUGUUUGACAAAGUGGCUGCUGUUUCGGUCUUGCGAAACGGCAGGCGCUUUGUGCUUUUUGAUGACCGCCUUUCUUUUAGAUCACGUCGUGAUUUGCGUGAAGUAUUUGUUUCAGUUACAACUGUCUAUAUUUACACCUAUGAUGGAUUAUGGCCUCAUCUUCCCUGUUUAGUGCAUAUAACUAAGCACCUGAGCUGGUGCACGCAUUUUCUCCCUUUGCUCUUGCGCCCGCCGUAAUUCAUAUAGAGCAUAUAUGAAGUGUGGAGAUUGAACAAUUUGGAAAGCCAAGUGUUUUACUGCUUCUACUUGUUCCAUGGCUCCAGCCAGCCGCCCCUCAGCAUAACACUGUUUUCCGGAAUGGUAUGCUACUUUAUAAUGUCCCCGUAGUGGAGCGAUUUUCCCCCACCGGCAUCUGCGCAAAAGGGCUGGACGGGGGGGGGGAGGGCAAUGUCUGUACGACCGUGUUGGAGUGUUGGCCUGAGGAAACUUAGCACGUGAAAAGGAUAUUUUUUUGUACGGCUUCUUCAAGAUAUUUUGGUGAUACUCGGAAGAACGUUAAAAAGGAUGGUUCCGUAUCCAUAGUGUAGAGUGUAGAGCCUGAUUAGAAAUGAAUAUUUAUAUUUGUACCUCAUCUGUAUCAACUAACGGGCAAUUGAAGUCCCCCGACGCACUCUUGAUGAGCAGAAUUACUCGUUUUGCGUUUGAAGUGUUCUGUCUACUAAAAACUGCAUUUGGCGAGAUAGCCCAAACAUAGCUUGCAUUAGCGCGAAUGCCAAUCAUGGACGAGUGAGGAUCGAUUCUAUGGACCGAGAGUUUGGAGUGCGAAAUGAGAGCCGUUUCUCAGACCCGCAAUAAAUCCGUUUUCUUAAA